This is a messenger RNA of Loxodonta africana (African savanna elephant), 2789 nucleotides long. It is a transcript of the gene CASQ1, whose product is annotated as calsequestrin 1. Gene Ontology annotation, molecular function: calcium ion binding. The record is from RefSeq and is a predicted model, not a curated record. Gene Ontology annotation, biological process: regulation of skeletal muscle contraction by regulation of release of sequestered calcium ion. The coding region runs from base 558 to 1757 and encodes 399 amino acids. Gene Ontology annotation, cellular component: sarcoplasmic reticulum lumen; Z disc. Lineage: Eukaryota; Metazoa; Chordata; Mammalia; Proboscidea; Elephantidae. The transcript has 11 exons.
CUGCCCCUCCCCCAGCCCCAGCUUCAUUUACCUCCGACUCAUCUGGUCAUAUUUUUAGCUCAGGCGUCUCUCCCUUUUCCUUUCUUAAUAUGGUGAUAAGCUCACGGGCCAGCGUGGGGACAGGGGCUGAGGAGCCCUGGACGGUGGGGGAGGGGGAGGGAAGGAGCCGCUGGGAGCCUGGGUGAGAGGUGUCUGAGGUGGGAGGACUCGGACCCUCAUGGCGCUGUCCUGGCCUCAGAAGGUUAUCCAUCCCUCCUGCCAACCAUGGAGACAUAUUUAGACAGGACCAGGUGGGGGCCGAGAGGUGCCAGUUUCAGGGGCAGCUCUGGUUCCCUCUCCGCCCCCUGUUCCUAAUCCUCCUCCUGACCCUUUUCUCUUGGCUUCUGUCUCCAGUUUCUCCAGGACCCAGCAGUGUUCUCUGUCCACUGCUCUGGGCCUUUCCCCACCCCGCCCCCACCUUGAGCCCCUUACCUCAGGAUUCAGGACCCAGAGGCCCCUCCCCACCCCAGCUAACCUCCUUCUGGACCAGGAGCACUCACCCAGAGCCCACUACCUCCAUGAGUGCAACGGACAGGAUGGGGGCCAGAGUGUUGUCAGGUCUGCGGCUGGCACUGCUCCUACUGCUGGUGCUAGGGACACCCCAGUCAGGGGUGCAGGGGGAGGAAGGGCUGGACUUCCCCCAGUACGAUGGUGUGGACCGUGUGAUCAAUGUCAAUGCAAAGAACUACAAGAAUGUGUUCAAGAAAUAUGAGGUGCUGGCACUGCUCUAUCAUGAGCCCCCCGCGGAAGACAAAGCCUCACAAAGGCAGUUCGAGAUGGAGGAGCUUACCCUGGAGUUAGCAGCCCAAGUCCUAGAAGACAAGGGUGUUGGCUUCGGGCUGGUGGACUCUGAGAAGGAUGCAGCUGUGGCCAAGAAACUAGGAUUAAUUGAAGAGGACAGCAUUUAUGUGUUCAAGGGAGAUGAAGUCAUUGAGUAUGACGGCGAGUUUUCUGCUGACACCCUAGUGGAGUUUCUGCUUGAUGUCCUAGAGGAUCCUGUGGAGUUCAUUGAGGGUGAAAAAGAGCUGCAGGCAUUUGAGAAUAUCGAAGAUGAGAUCAAACUCAUUGGCUACUUCAAGAACAAAGACUCAGAGCAUUUCAAAGCCUACGAGGACGCAGCCGAGGAGUUUCAUCCCUACAUCCCCUUCUUCGCCACCUUCGACAGCAAGGUGGCGAAGAAGCUGACCCUGAAGUUGAAUGAAAUCGAUUUCUAUGAGGCCUUCACGGAAGAACCGGUGACCAUCCCAGACAAGCCCAAUAGCGAAGAGGAGAUUGUCAGCUUCGUGGAGAAGCACAGGAGAUCAACCCUGAGGAAACUGAAGCCUGAGAGUAUGUAUGAGACCUGGGAGGAUGACCUGGAUGGAAUCCACAUUGUGGCCUUUGCAGAGGAAGCUGAUCCUGAUGGCUAUGAAUUCUUAGAGACACUCAAGUCUGUGGCCCAAGAUAACACUGACAACCCUGAUCUUAGCAUCCUCUGGAUUGACCCUGAUGACUUCCCUCUGCUGGUACCAUACUGGGAGAAGACGUUUGACAUCGACUUGUCAGCUCCACAAAUAGGAGUUGUCAACGUUACUGAUGCGGAUAGCAUAUGGAUGGAGAUGGACAACGAGGAGGACCUGCCUUCAGCUGAGGAGCUGGAGGACUGGCUGGAGGACGUGCUGGCGGGCGAGAUCAACACAGAAGAUGAUGACGAUGAUGACGAUGACGAUGAUGACUAGUUAGCUGCGGUGACCAUCUCCAAGCUCCAACUGAUCUUCUCAUGCUCCCUCCUGCCUUCCCUGUCCUUCCCUGAGCUCCUCCAGGGACACUAAGCCAUUGGGGUCUAUAUGCUGGUGCUGAGACCCUUGUCCCCCUCAUCUGAUGAGGAAAGGAGCUACUUUGCCCUAGAUGCCAAUCAAGCCCUCUCAUCUGACUUGUGUUUCUUGUCUCAUAAUUUACCAACAUCUAUUAUAUGUUUCUUCCAUCACUCUCUAUACUCUUUACCCUGAUUCUCCUCUUGCCAUAUCUACAGGUCCCCUUCUCUCCCAUUCCUUCCACCUAAGCAACAAUUUCCCUCACUCUCUCAAACCCUAUAUGCUCAGUCUCUGACCCCUAGCCAGGAGGAAGAGAGGGUAGUGUUUGAGGCUGUAUCACAGCAGUCUCUUGUUAAUGUAUUUGGGUCAAAUGAGAGGUCUCAAUAAAGAGAUCUGGGGCAGCAUGAGCAAGUGUCUGUUGAUGAAGUCUCACCCUUGGGCAGGAGGGAGCAGGCUGGGAUGGGCGGGUAGCUUGGGUGUGAAUGCCUUGAUAGGAGUGGGCUAGGGAACUGUGAUAGCAGGGAGUUGGGUCUCCCUCCGGGCAGUCAUCCCAGGGGAGCCUGGAUUAUUUAUUCCUUUCGAGUCAACAAGCCUAUUCUGAACACAUGGUGUUUGUCCAGCACUGCUGUUAGGCUCUGGAAGAAUAGAGAAUGCCAGGCCUGUCCCUGCUUCUGAGCAGAUCAGCCUCACUGGGAAGUCAAGACAAGCACACUAAACAAUUGAAGAAAAAUGCAAAGCAAUAUGUAAUUAAGUGAUUACACACUGUUGGAUAGCACUCUCCCUGCAGCUCUUACUUGAACUUCAAGGCUGAGCCCAAACUCAGUGAGGCCUUCUCAGAGCAGGCCCCUCCCUGCAGUCCUCUCAUCUGGGUUCCCACUGCUCUCUCUGUACACCUCACAUGCACACUCAGCACAUUCUGUCUGGUUCUUCAUCUACAGGUCUGUCUUCCCCACUAGC